This is a messenger RNA of Cucurbita moschata (crookneck pumpkin), 2281 nucleotides long. Its product is annotated as cyclic nucleotide-gated ion channel 4. The record is from RefSeq and is a predicted model, not a curated record. The transcript is spliced from 6 exons. NCBI's taxonomy places the organism in Eukaryota, Viridiplantae, Streptophyta, Magnoliopsida, Cucurbitales, Cucurbitaceae. The coding region runs from base 228 to 2177 and encodes 649 amino acids.
AUCGAAUGUCGAGAUAGAGAGAGAGAGAGAGAGGAGGAGGAUAAAUUGGUCAAUUAAGACCAAAAUUGUCUUUAUGGAUGAAAUCAAUGAAGGGUUUGGCUGUACUUCCUCCAUUGUAAUAAUUCAUCCUUGUCGAUUAUACCCUCCACGCCAAGCUGACACUCUCACAUACAACAUCAAACAAAUCACAACACGUCUCUCCAAUCUCCUCCUCCCUCCCUCCUCCCAUGGCCACCUCCUCCGACGAAGAAGUAGAAAAGGAAUUACAAGAACACGACGGUGGCUUCUGCCGGAGCCUCUACGGGGUCGGCUCGGUUCUCGACCCGAGAGCCAAAUGGGUCCGAGAAUGGAACCGGGUCUUCCUCCUCGUCUCCGCCGCAGGCCUCUUCGUGGACCCUCUCUUCCUCUACACGCUCUCCAUAAGCGAGUCAUGGAUGUGCUUGUUUGUUGAUGGGUGGUUAGCCAUCACCGUCACCGUCCUCCGCUGCACCGCUGACGCCUUCCACCUUUGGAACAUGUGGCUCCAGCUCAAGACUGCCACAAGAUACUCCUUCGCCGGUGGAGCUGCCACCGCAGCCACGCCGGAGAAUAGAGGCCUUAGAGAUUCCACCCCACGCGCCGUCGCUCUCCGCUACUUCAAAUCCAAAAAAGGCUUCUUCUUUGAUCUCUUCGUUAUUCUUCCACUCCCACAGGUAGUAUUAUGGGUAGUAAUUCCAAGAAUAAUGAAGGAAGGAUCAGUGACAUUGGUGAUGACAGUAUUGUUAAUUGUAUUUCUAUUUCAAUACUUACCUAAAUUGUACCAUUCCGUUUGCCUGUUGCGGCGCCUCCAAAACCUGUCGGGGUUCAUCUUUGGCACGGUCUGGUGGGGCAUUGCCCUCAAUCUCAUCGCUUACUUUGUUGCGGCUCACGCUGCAGGUGCAUGCUGGUACCUGUUGGGUGUGCAAAGAGCAGCCAAGUGCCUUAAAGAGCAAUGCAGAGGCACGAGCAGCUGUGGGGUGAGGCUGUUGUCGUGCAAAGAUCGUAUCUUUUAUGGAGCCACCAAGAUGGGAAUGGGGAGAGACAGUGCAAGAUUUGAUUGGGCGAGUAACAGGCAACCGAAAUUCAUGUGUUUGGAUACUGCUGAUAACUUUAAUUAUGGAGCUUAUAAAUGGACUGUUCAGCUUGUUGUCAACCAAAGCCGCUUGGAGAAGAUCCUUUUUCCCAUCUUUUGGGGUCUCAUGACUCUUAGUACCUUUGGGAACUUGGAGAGCACCACGGAAUGGCUGGAAGUUGUGUUCAAUAUCAUUGUUCUCACCAGUGGACUCUUAUUGGUCACCAUGUUGAUAGGAAACAUCAAGGUGUUUCUGCAUGCAACAACGUCAAAGAAACAAGGAAUGCAGCUAAAGAUGAGGAAUCUAGAGUGGUGGAUGAGAAAGCGACAUCUUCCACAAGGCUUCCGACAGCGUGUUCGGAACUUCGAACGGCAACGUUGGGCAGCGAUGCGCGGAGUUGACGAGUGCGAGAUGAUCAAAAACCUACCGGAAGGGCUCCGACGAGAGAUAAAGUAUCACCUUUGCUUGGAUCUAGUUAGGCAGGUACCAUUGUUUCAACACAUGGAUGAUCUUGUUCUUGAGAACAUUUGUGACCGUGUCAAGUCCCUCAUCUUCACCAAGGGCGAAACCAUAACAAGAGAAGGCGACCCAGUUCAAAGAAUGCUGUUUGUCGUGCGAGGGCAUCUCCAAAGCAGCCAAGUCUUACGCGACGGCGUCAAAAGCUGCUGCAUGUUGGGGCCAGGCAACUUCAGCGGCGACGAGCUUCUAUCCUGGUGCCUCCGCCGCCCCUUCAUAGAGCGGCUUCCGCCGUCCUCUUGCACUUUGGUUACACUUGAGACGACGGAGGCGUUUGGGUUGGAGGCGGAGGAUGUCAAGUACGUAACCCAGCACUUUCGCUACACAUUCGUCAACGACAAGGUCAAACGUAGCGCCCGCUACUACUCCCCUGGGUGGCGUACUUGGGCUGCCGUUGCCAUCCAGCUCGCCUGGCGUCGUUAUCGCCACCGGCUUACGUUAACAUCGUUGUCGUUUAUUCGGCCUCGGCGUCCCCUGUCGCGGUGCUCUUCCUUGGGGGAGGAUCGCCUCCGCCUCUACACCGCGUUGCUUACUUCUCCCAAGCCCAAUCAGGAUCACUUCGAUUUUUGAAUCCAUGUUUUGCAUUUUUUUCAUUGUCUUGACUCCAACUAGAUUGGAUUGAAUUGGAUUGGAUUUCUGUACAUAUUUGGAUUAUUGCGAGAGAAUUUGGCAAA